Messenger RNA from Cololabis saira (Pacific saury), 2174 nucleotides. RefSeq names its product fructose-2,6-bisphosphatase TIGAR B-like. The record is from RefSeq and is a predicted model, not a curated record. Gene Ontology annotation, molecular function: fructose-2,6-bisphosphate 2-phosphatase activity. The coding region runs from base 47 to 847 and encodes 266 amino acids. Gene Ontology annotation, cellular component: cytosol. Lineage: Eukaryota; Metazoa; Chordata; Actinopteri; Beloniformes; Belonidae. Gene Ontology annotation, biological process: negative regulation of glycolytic process; fructose 2,6-bisphosphate metabolic process; negative regulation of programmed cell death. The transcript is spliced from 6 exons.
CGUCUACGUAUGACGCGACCCGGAAGUGGAAGGAGACCUGUAGAAAAUGUUGACGUUCAGUUUAACCCUCGUGCGACAUGGAGAGACGCACUACAACAGAGAAAAGCUGCUGCAAGGUCAGGGAGUGGACACGGCUCUGUCAGAGACGGGUUUGCAGCAGGGGGAAGCGGUGGGACGGUACCUCAAAGACACCACAUUCGACAAAGUAUUUGUCAGUAACCUCCAACGGGCUGUCCAGACAGCUGAAAUAAUUUUGAGGAGCAACACUCACUGCUCUGGCAUGGAGAUGGUUUUCGAGCCGUUACUCAGAGAACGGGGUUUUGGCAUUGCUGAAGGGCGUCAUAAAGAGGACCUGAAGAACAUGGCAAAUGCUGCCGGUCAGUCUUGUCGUGACUACACACCACCAGGAGGAGAGACUUUAGAUGAGGUGAAGCUGAGAUUCAAAACAUUUCUCAAAGUCCUCUUCAAAAAAAUGCUGGAAGAGCACAGCUCCUCUGAUCCGGAUACCUCCGCCGGGGCAGCAGCUGGACAGUCGGCAGCUGCAGCUUCCCAAACCUCCGCAGGAAGCUCAGCAGACGACGGCCUGCAGGGAGUGUCGGUGCACGCGCUGGUCGUGAGCCACGGUGCCUACAUCCGCGUGGCCAUCAGGCACCUGGUGGAGGACCUGGAGUGCACCGUACCUGCAGGUGAGAAGGUGUCGCAGCUGUUCUCACCGUGUCCCAACACGGGCGUCAGCCGCUUCAUUCUCACUCUGAGCCCGUCCGAGUCCGGGCCGGUGCUGUCUGCUGCUCGCUGCGUUUUCACCAACAGAAAGGAACACCUGGAAAACCUCACAGAUGCUGAAUAAAGCAAAACGAAUGAAUCAAAGCUUGAUGUGUUCACAGGUGUGCACAGUUUAAGGACGAUAGAAUCAUGAACCCUAAAGGGAAACAAAAGUCGGAGACCUCCGCGGGGCCACAGAGUAAAUGGUGUUUGAUAAUCAGCAUGUUUAACAGUGGAUUGUAACCAAAAUCAUUGUGCACUACUGUAUUACUAUUCCUCCGGAUGCUUUUAAUUGGUAAUGAAAUUACCACUUUUUAAUCAUGUAAUGGUUGAAAGUAUUUCAUGUCACUGAACACUGUAGGGAGCAUUUCAGCUCGCCUGGUUUGCAGUUGGGUUGCUCAUUUUACUUGUGCAAUAUAUCAAGAAGCACUGAUACCUUAUUUCUUUUUAAGUAGAAGUUGUAUACGGUUAUAAAUAAUGGAAUAUAAAAACAGGUUGCACAUAGUAGAACUUGUGAUUUAUAUGGAUGUGUAUUUCUUGCAAGGUGCUCUGCAUAUUCAUUUGCUUGUAUUUAUUUUUGAAAGAGACACAUGCAAACCAACAUAACUACUGUAACUUAAAGACAAUGUGAUACGUUUAUACCACCAAGAUUAAAUCUGUAAGCUUGCAACUUGCAUUUGAACACACUGAUGUUUUACUACAUGACGAUCUUAUCACAGAAAACUGCUGGAAAACACCAGUUUCAUAUUAUUGCUUUCAGAAAGCAUCUGUCUGACUUCAUACCGCCCAUGUACUGCAUGUUAGGCUCAUUUCUAGUAUUUACCUUUUUGCUAUUUAAUCGAAAUAAUCUUGCUGAUUUUUCUCUUACAGCAAACAAGUGUUAUAAGAAAUCCAAAAAGCUUUGUUCCUCCUGUUAAAAGCCUCGAAGAGUUGAAAAGAGAUCAUUGUAGUAUCAAAUAAGAAUUUGACUACAUGUCUUAAAAUCCCACUGAUAGUAAUAAAUCGCUGAGCAAAAUUAUGUUUUAAACAUUUUAAUUCUGUAAUUCUAUGUGCCUGUAUAAUAAUGUUUAAUCCUACUCAAAAGAAAUAUUUUAUUUUCCCUAAAAAUGAGCUUUUCAGCCAACUUGAACCAAUUUAAUCAUCUAAAAAAAUGAAAUUGACACUUCCAUGUGUCUUUUAGAACGAUAUGACUUGAAAUAUUGUAUUUAUAGUUGAGCUGCAUGCACAAAACAACACGCAAACAUAGACAUAUUUGCUUUUAUUAGUUUAUUUUGUUCCAAGUUCAAGCAACGCUCCUCCCACGACACCUCCGGCUUAUACAUUCAGAGUAAACCAAUGUUUUUGUGUAUGUACAUUUCAACUAAAGCUUUCUUAUAAAUACCAUAAAUAACAAUAAAGGAAUGGAUUUAAAU